GUUGGAAACGUAUUCUCAUAGAUUCAUGUUGGUUUUUAUUCAAUAAGACUACUCGUAAUAUGUUUACAUUGAUACAAGGUGUAAUUUCGCAAGAUUUUUCAAUACGUGUGAAUCACGGAUUUUAUUACCUAUUAUGAUCAAAAUAAUAUAUAAAUAUUGUGUAACCUCGCGCAUCUAAAUAUAGUGUGUGAUUUGAAGAUACCAGUUAAGUGUAUGAAUCGCUAUCUAUUAAGCGGUCUCGUUAAUGGCAGAAGUAAUUCAGUGGCAGUGGCUAAUCAACCGUCGCUCGAACUCGCUGGGUAGAAGAUGUCUCCGAAGGUAGAAAAGAUCUCGGAACAAGCGCUCCUGAUAGGCGAAGGCCCGCAUUGGGACGACCGCACGCAGUCUUUAUACUUCGUCAGUAUACUGGAGAAUACUAUACACAAAUAUGACGCGGCUACUGGGACUCAUACUAGCACUAAAUUGGACGGUCGCCCAGGCUUCAUAGUGCCACUAGACGGGCACCUAGACCAGUUCGUCGUCGGCUUGGAGCGAGAAUUCGUGGUGGUACAAUGGGACGGCGUAGACGCUGCGAGGGUAGUACGAUUAUUAGGAGACGUGGAUCAGCAUGCUGUGGGGAACAGGAUUAAUGAUGGAAAGGCUGAUCCUAGAGGAAGGUUGUAUGCAGGCACGAUGGACGCAGCUACAACAAUGGAGACGCUAGAAGCUCACAAAGGCACGCUAUACCGAUUAGACGAAAGCGGCAUCACGGCUCUCUGUGAUCGGAUAACUAUAUCUAAUGGCCUGGCCUGGGAUGUGGGUGCUAGGGCUAUGUAUUAUAUCGACAGCGCAGAACGGAAUAUUAGGAGAUAUGACUAUGAUGCUGACACGGGGGACGUCUCAAACCCGCAAUUCAUUUUCGACCUGAAACAGCACGACGUGGAAGGCCUUCCCGAUGGAUGCACAAUAGACACCGACGGCAAUCUCUGGGUAGCACUCUUUGGGGGCGGCUGCGUGAUCCAAGUGUCACCUGACGGGCAGUUGCUUAGAGCAGUACCGGUGCCGGCUAAACAGGUAACCUCUUGCACCUUCGGCGGCCCAGAGCUGGACAUCCUCUUCGUGACGACGGCCCGCAUUGACACUGUGGAGGAACAGAAGUUCCCGAGCGGCUGUACCUUUAAGAUAACAGGACUUGGUGUCAAAGGACACCCUAAUGUUAACUUCAAACUCUAGUAUAAAAAGUGUAUAUGUUAUUUCUGAAAAGCUAGACGCCUUUCACCCACUCUAAGGACAAUGUGUUCUUGCACUUCUUAAAAAAACACAAAUAAUAAAAAAAGAUUUCUUCCCCAAAA
This is a messenger RNA of Leguminivora glycinivorella, 1331 nucleotides long. Its product is annotated as regucalcin-like. The transcript has 6 exons. Gene Ontology annotation, molecular function: gluconolactonase activity; calcium ion binding. Bases 307 to 1212 code for a protein of 301 amino acids. Lineage: Eukaryota; Metazoa; Arthropoda; Insecta; Lepidoptera; Tortricidae. The record is from RefSeq and is a predicted model, not a curated record. Gene Ontology annotation, biological process: L-ascorbic acid biosynthetic process.